Messenger RNA from Lathyrus sativus (Indian pea), 1614 nucleotides. NCBI's taxonomy places the organism in Eukaryota, Viridiplantae, Streptophyta, Magnoliopsida, Fabales, Fabaceae. The record is from the annotation of a GenBank genome assembly.
AUGUCUUACACAAUUUUCAGAACCAUUCAAGUUCACCCUUUUCUUCUCUAUCCAACCUCAAAACUCAAACAAAGAAAUGGGUUCUUUUAUUCCACGAUAACCAAAGCAACACAAACCAAAGUUCCAGCAAGUACUCAAUCAAAAAAACUUGAUACAAUUCUAAAAGACUAUGAAGCUGUCAUUGGUAUUGAAACUCAUGUUCAGCUUUCUACACUUACCAAAGCCUUUUGUAACUGUCCUUACAGUUAUGGAUCGUUUCCUAACAGCAGCAUUUGUCCAGUUUGUAUGGGUUUGCCGGGUGCUUUGCCUGUUUUGAACUCUAAGGUUAUUGAGUUUGCUGUGAAAUUGGGACUUGCUCUUAAUUGCAAUUUGGCUUUUAACUCUAAGUUUGAUAGGAAACAGUAUUUCUAUCCUGAUCUUCCAAAAGGGUAUCAGAUUUCUCAGUUUGAUGCUCCAAUUGCUGCUUCUGGUUUUCUUGAUGUUGAUAUUCCUUUGGAGUUUGGUGGGGGGCAUAAGAGGUUUGGCAUUACAAGGGUUCAUAUGGAAGAGGAUGCAGGGAAGCUUAUGCAUUCUGAAAAUGGAAAUUUCUCUCAGGUUGAUCUAAAUAGGGCUGGGGUGCCUUUGCUAGAGAUAGUUUCUGAGCCUGACAUGAGAAGUGGUAUUGAAGCAUCAGAGUAUGCAGCAGAAUUACAGAGGUUGGUUAGGUAUUUGGGAGUGAGCAAUGGCAAUAUGCAAGAAGGUUCUCUUCGUUGUGAUGUAAAUGUAUCAGUACGGCCCAUUGGCCAGUCAAAAUUUGGGACAAAGGUUGAAGUAAAAAAUUUGAACUCAUUUGCGUCAAUGAGCAGGGCUAUUGAUUUUGAAAUUUCAAGGCAGGUACUACUUCAUAGUCAAGGUCAAGAAGAUCAGAUAGUACAGGAAACUCGACUCUGGGAAGAAGGUUCUCAGAGAACAAUUACAAUGAGAAAAAAGGAAGGGCUUGCUGAUUAUCGAUAUUUUCCAGAACCAGACCUUCCAUCAGUAAUACUUUCCCAAGAAUACGUGGAUGGUAUUCAAAGUUGUUUACCGGAGCUUCCUGAAGAAAAACGUAGAAGAUAUGAAAAGAUGGGCUUAGGCAUGCAAGAUGUUCUUUACUUAGCUAAUGAUAAAAAUAUUGCAGAAUUUUUUGAUGCUACUCUUGCAAAGGGUGCUGAUGCAAAAUUGGUUGCCAACUGGAUAAUGAGUGACAUUGCUGCCUUCAUGAAAAAUGAAAAGCUGACCAUAAAUGACAUAAAGCUUACACCUGAAGAGUUGUCCGAGCUGAUAGGUUCCAUUAAAGGCGGAAUCAUCAGUGGCAAGAUUGGGAAGGAGAUACUAUUUGAGCUGUUAGCCAAGGGUGGAAGUGUCGCGGAAAUCAUAGAAAAAAAGGAUUUGGUUCAGAUAGCAGAUCCUGUUGAAAUUGAAAAAAUGGUGGACAAAGUGAUUGCAGAGAAUCCGAAACAAGUAGAGCAAUAUCGAGGAGGCAAAACUAAACUUCAAGGUUAUUUUGCGGGCCAGAUAAUGAAGGUAUCUAAAGGCAAGGCAAAUCCAGGUCUACUUAACAAGAUUCUCUUGGAGAAAUUAAAUUCAAAAAGCUGA